Molecule: messenger RNA, 1347 nt
Organism: Hydatigera taeniaeformis
Lineage: Eukaryota; Metazoa; Platyhelminthes; Cestoda; Cyclophyllidea; Taeniidae
Source: the annotation of a GenBank genome assembly
AUGGGUAUAAUUUUAAGGAAAACCGAGGAGAAAUCGUCGAAUGUAACUCCUUCGCAUCCUGCGCCCUCGGCAGAUCUUCUUUCACCAAAGGACAACGUUGAAAAUGUGCUAUCGUCCGCCGUUCCCGUUGAACCCGAAACAAACAGAUUACCAGAAGUGAAAGAAGUUGGGCUACCGGAAAUCCCUUCUGUUUCUCCGACUUGUGAAAUCCCUUUGCCUAGCAAGGAAACCUUCCCCAAGAAUAGCUCUCAAUGCUUCGCACCUUCUUCAACGGCGAGUGUAGACAUUGAUGAGGAACAUUGCAACUCUUCAUGCAAGAGUUCUUCCUCCUUAAGUUCUAUUAAGCUCUUUGUGGUCAAACAGACCCCAAGAAGGCAUCACGUUUACGGUGACACACCUCCACCUGCAGAUAGGCCUCUUGACCGCUCGACUGUUACUUUGCGAUCACUUCUUAAUUGGAUUCCUGCAAAUAAACCUCCUCCAAGGGUUCGUGAUAUCCACCCUAAUCCCAAACCCCUCAAGCAUGACUCACCACGGGUGACGUCACCGACCAGUAAGAGCGUAGAUAAGAAAUCUGAAGACACAACCGUUCCUGCACCAGGCGAGCCUCACAUUGACCCUCUGGCACCGCAGCUGCGUCUGGAUGCAGAUGGAAACAUUGUACUUGAUGAGCAGAGCCUCCAUAUCAGCCAUCCUAAGACCACAGUCAUGGAGGACCUUCGACAUGUGGCAGAGGAGGCCGGUCUCUAUGGGACCACGUACAACAGUUUCCGCCGCCGCCCUAUCCAGCAUCGGGGGCGCAAGUGGACCGAAAAGGAUACCACUCGGUUUUAUCGAGCUCUCAGUACUAUUGGCACUGAUUUCUACUCUAUGACAAAAAUCUUCCCCGGAAGGACGAGAGGCCAACUUUUGAAAAAGUUUAAACGAGAAGAGCGUCUUUUUCCACACCUGGUGGACGAAGCAUUGAAGAACAAACGGAAUUAUGACAUUACCGUGUUUUGCAAAAGCGAAAGCGAUUCGGAGGAAAAGUACGAAAAGCUGACCAAAGAUGCCAUUGUAGAGAAAAGAAAAGCUCCAAAGGAUAAAUCUGGCCAACGAACACCAAAAAAGCGAUCCACCUGCGACAUCUCUGCCAUAAUCGAUGAGGUUUUGGCGCGGGACGCCACCAAACCUGUGGACGAUGAAGACGACCCUAUUAGGCCUCGCAAGGUAUUAAAAUCUGCCUCUUUCGCCACCUCCACUGCUGCUGCACCCUGCAGUUUGAUGCAGAUGAUCGAGAAGACGGUGGAGGAGACCAACAAAGCGGGCAGGACUGAGAAGUCUCUCUCCUCAGGCGUCGCUUCUUGA